AUUUGACAAUAACUAUGAAAAUAAUACAUUUUUAAUAUACAAAUACUAAUAAUUGAAUAAUUAUAUGUCAAAAAUAUUUAUUUUAAGUUGCUAAUGUUAGUUUGAUAAUCAUAUAGUGUGUUUAAAUGGUACUAUUGAUAACACAAAUAUGGAUCUACCACAAGUAAUUUCAUCUGAAAUUAUUAAAAAAUCAUAUUUGAAACAUGAAUGUUCGAAAGAUGUCGCUCUCAUACUAUCGUUGGAACAAGAAUUUGACUGGCAAAUUAUAAAAAAAUUAAAUUUGAGUCUUUUAAAUAUAGUGCACAUUGUUGGAUUAAGAUUAAUUACAAAUUUAGAAUGUUUAACACUGUCACACAACAAAAUAAAAAAAAUCGAAAACCUCGAUUGUCUUACAAAACUGGAAGAACUGAACCUUUCAUAUAAUAGAAUAACAACAAUUGAAAAUCUUGAUCAUUUAACAAAGUUAAAUAUUUUAAGCUUAAGUGGCAACAAAAUUUCUGAAUUAAAAAAUUUGGAUAACAGUUUACAGUUACAGGCAUUUUACAUAAGCAAUAAUGAGAUAACCGAUAUUAAUCAAAUAUACUAUUUGAAACGUUUCAAAUAUUUACAGUGCAUGGACUUGUCAAAUAAUCCUGCUACCAAUAAUAAUAGACAACUAAUUGUUGAUCAAUUUCCAAAGUUAAUAUACCUUGAUAAUGUACAUAUAACAGCCGAGGAACGCUCAUCAACUGUUGAAAUUAACGACGAAUACAGUUUAGCAGGUUCAGAGAUAUUGGGAGAUUCAAACCUUAUACACAAAGCUUUUUUAAACGAGACAGAUGGUUUACAGUUUUUCAAUUAUUUAUACCAUGAAGAUCUUGAUGGUGAAUUGUUGAGUAAAUGGAACUCAACUGUUCGGGGGGCCUUUGCAACAUAUAAGAAACAAAUUACUGAUAGUGCAAUGGAAUUAUACAAUACAAGUCUACAAAAAUUGACGGUAAGAGAUGAGAUGUUUUCCAAGUUCAAAAUGAGUCAUAACAGAUUUGAAAGAAAAUUAACUUAUGAGAGCCGUGAUAUUAUAAAAGAAUUUGAAGAAAUAAGAAGACUAAGGAUGGAACCUACUGAACAACAAUUAAUGGAUAUUGAAACAAAUGGAAUGGGCAUUAGUCAGGAUUCAUUUGGAGUUGGAGUUGAAAAUGAUCAUUUUUCAAUUGAAUCCUUUGUUUCUGUUUCCGAAGGCGAUAUAAUUAUAAUGAAAAGGAAAUUGCACAAAAAAAACAUUUAUAUGAAUAAAACUAUCAUGGAUCUGAUAAGCAAAUAUACAAAGCUUGUAGAAGAAGAACUGAAAUUAUUUUUGGAAUUGUUAGUUCCAAUAUUUUUUAAUAUGCGUGCAAUUAUAAGUACUUAUUCUGAAAUAUUGAGUGAAAAUGUUAGGUUGGCGGUAAAUAAUCCCAUAAAAAUAAUACCAAAGGAGUUUAUAAAUCACUUUGGGAAUAGAUUUGCAAUAAAUGAUGCUGUAGUAAAAAUGUCUGAUAAACAUAUGGAAAUGAUAUAUAAGCGUGAAGAACUACUUAAUUCUAAUGCAAAAAAAUGGGCUGCAAAAUCAAUUGAAGAUUUGAAAAAUUCUGAAAAGCAAAGAUUUUGGAUGGUAUUUGAAGAAAUAACUAAAUAUUGUGAUAAUGUAACGAUUUGGCUUAAAUCUUUAAAAAAACUAUAAUAUCCUGGAAAAAUGUUUAACUAGAUAAUAUUAGUUAUCUACAAAGAGUAUGUUUUAGUUUAAUUAAUACAGAUAAUUAUAUAAAA
Aphis gossypii (cotton aphid) is the source of this 1782-nucleotide messenger RNA. Its product is annotated as dynein regulatory complex subunit 3. The record is from RefSeq and is a predicted model, not a curated record. Lineage: Eukaryota; Metazoa; Arthropoda; Insecta; Hemiptera; Aphididae. The transcript is spliced from 4 exons. Bases 149 to 1696 code for a protein of 515 amino acids. Gene Ontology annotation, molecular function: protein binding.